Messenger RNA from Desarmillaria tabescens, 5826 nucleotides. Its product is annotated as P-loop containing nucleoside triphosphate hydrolase protein. Gene Ontology annotation, molecular function: ATP binding; microfilament motor activity; actin filament binding. The transcript has 17 exons. Gene Ontology annotation, biological process: endocytosis; actin filament organization; vesicle transport along actin filament. Bases 1 to 5826 code for a protein of 1941 amino acids. The record is from RefSeq and is a predicted model, not a curated record. Lineage: Eukaryota; Fungi; Basidiomycota; Agaricomycetes; Agaricales; Physalacriaceae. Gene Ontology annotation, cellular component: vesicle; actin cytoskeleton; cell tip.
AUGGCAUCGCAGGAUGAUGAUGCGUCGGGCUCACUGGACACCAUGCUGAAGAAGACAGCCAGUUCGACAUCGACAGACCCAUUGCUUCCCAGCGAACUCACUUACCUCAUAUCUGCGUUUCUUCCAUCCCAUUCUACCGAUGACAGAUCCAAGGCUUUCCUUGUUCUGUCAGCCUUUUGUCAAGGAGUUCGGAAAGGAUAUACAGAUAAAGGGCAGCAAAUGGAGGCGGCAACGGAAUCACUAGCAAAAGUGUUUUCCCCGUUAAUGCUGCCUCAUCUCGAGGAAACGACAGAAAAGGACCUUCUGAUUGGGAUUUCAUUUCUCACAGCACUGUUCCAAGUGGACUGGCAAUCCGCAUCUUCAAUAUUCCAGCGGGAUGAUGUACUCGAAUUAAUUAUGGACAGCGUUGACCUUAAUCCUUCCACCGAACUAUCUCUUCAUGUCGCACAUCUUCUCAGUCAGGCCUGCGGGUACAAACCCUGUCGAACCAUCCUUCCUCCCCAGACAACAAAAUGGCUUGAAUUCAUGUCCAGUCCGUCACAAAAUGCACCUGUCCGUGCUGCAGCUACCAUAGCCCUCAUCAAAUUGUCUAGAGGCAGUAUCUCAGACAAAGCUGACGUGGUUGGGGGAAACGAUACUCAUAUUCACAAAAAGGAUGACGAACUUGCAGUUGCAAUGAAAAACUUGGUUAUAUAUGGCGACGACCAUUCUUCCAUCGCCGAUGCCGUCGAGGGUUUGGCGUAUUUGAGCGUAGACCCUGUUGUCAAAGAAAUGCUGUCACAAGACUCAGAUUUCUUGAAGGCGCUCUUUGCAUCUGUACCUCACCGCAAACCUAUUCAUAGCGCAGAGACACAAUCUUCACUCGUGUACGGCGUCAUACUCGUCAUAUCCAGUCUAUGUGCGUAUCGACCACAUCUGACCGAAGAGCAGAGCCAGAUGGAGAAGUUAAGGCGUAUGGGGAAGGCCAACUCUGAGUCGAAUGGGGACUCUCCACUUAAUGACGACGGAAAAGUCGAAGAGAGAAUACGGAAAUUGAUGGCAAAUGGUGUUCUGGAAGUUUUUCCAGCUGCUUUGGCUGCAUCGGAUAGUCAGGGAAUACGCUUGGGGAUCGGAAAGGCACUGCUCAGUAUCGUGACAGAGAAAGAGAAUCGGGGUCAGGUUCUUCGAGCCGGCGGUGCUAAGGUCUUGCUGAAGAUCAUAAAAUUUUCUGUCUCUCGUGCCACAUCUACCAGUCAAACCGUGGCACUAGAUCCAGCCUACCUUGAAUCCAUCCAAGCACUGUCCAAAUUGUCCAUCACUGCUUCUCCAGUUCAAGUUUUUGGCCCGAACGACGGUGCGAUAUAUGACAUCAUUCGUCCAUUCUCACUUGCACUCCAGCACUCCUCCACCUUGCUACUGCAGAAGUUCGAAGUUCUCAUGGCUCUCACCAAUUUGUCUUCCCACAGCGCAGAAGUAGCUUCUCGUAUGGCCGAUUCGGAUGGAUUGCUUAACAGGGUCGAGCUAUUACUUCUCGAAGACCAUGUUCUAAUCCGGAGGGCAUCGAUGGAACUCAUCUGCAAUCUCAUAGCCGGGUCCGAGAAAGUAUUUGAGCGAUAUGGGGGCUCCGCAAGUGGCAGUAGUGGUGUGAAGACAAAGGUCCAAAUCUUGCUCGCAUUGUCAGAUGUAGAGGAUAUUCCGACGAGACUAGCUGCUUCUGGUGCUCUUGCAACUGUAACUACGGAGUCAGGAGCCUGUCAAGCACUUCUGGACCUUCAGCGAGAGCGACAUCGCGCAGUCCCAAUUCUUGCGCAGCUCAUCGAUCCCUCUACGGAUCCUGAGGCUGUGGAUGCCGAGAGUCACCCGGGGCUACUUCAUCGUGGGGUCAUCUGUGCUCGCAACAUUCUCGCGAAUGUAGACGAUUCUACUGUUAUCAAUGAGAUUCUACAGGACGCAGGGACCGCGGGUUUGACGAAGGCGUUGGCACCAUCGAAGAAGGCGGGAAAGAAGGUAACUCCCACCCCCAAGAAGGGUGGUGGCACGGGGAAGGUCGCCAAGGCUGACUGGAAAGAAGGCUUUAAGAAGAAGCAGGUCGGCGUUUCCGACAUGACAUUGCUCACGACCAUCAGCAAUGAAAGCAUCAACGACAAUCUUCAAAAACGAUGGACUAAUGCUGAGAUUUAUACCUAUAUUGGCGCAGUGCUGAUAUCUGUCAAUCCUUUCCGCGACCUUGGCAUAUAUUCCGAGGACACGCUUCAAAAGUACAAGGGAAAGAACAGACUUGAGGUCCCUCCUCAUGUCUUUGGUAUCGCCGAAUCUGCCUACUACAACAUGAAUGCGUAUCAUGAGAAUCAGUGUGUUAUCAUCUCAGGAGAAUCCGGUGCAGGCAAGACGGAAGCAGCGAAACGCAUUAUGCAGUACAUCGCUGCUGUUUCCGGAGGACAGGAUAGUAGUAUUCAGGAGAUUAAGGACAUGGUGCUGGCCACGAAUCCCUUGCUGGAAAGUUUUGGUUGUGCGAAGACACUACGGAACAACAAUUCAAGUCGCCAUGGAAAAUACCUAGAAAUCAUGUUCAAUGCUCAUGGGGAGCCCAUCGGUGCCCAGAUCACCAAUUACUUGUUGGAGAAAGGACGUGUUGUAGGACAGGUAGAGAACGAGAGGAAUUUCCACAUAUUCUAUCAGUUCACGAAAGCCGCCACAAGUGAGCAACGUGAGGCGUUUGGUCUUCAGGGACCUGAAGCAUAUGCGUAUACGAGUCUCAGUAAUUGUCUGGAGGUUCAGGACAUUAAUGAUGCACACGACUACAGCGAAACCAUUAAAGCCAUGGACGUUAUUGGCCUGGAUGCAAAUGAGCAGAAUGAAAUUUUUCGUAUGCUGGCCAUCAUACUAUGGCUUGGUAACGUUCAGUUCGAAGAGAAGGAUGACGGUAAUUCGCAAAUAGCCGACACAGGUGUCACGGACUUCGUUGCAUAUUUGAUGGACGUCGAUGCCGCGAGCGUAGUCAAGGUCUUGACAAGUAAGAUAGUCGAGACACAACGUGGGGGACGCAGAGGCUCAGUGUACGAUGUACCACUUAAUCCUACACAAGCCAGCUCAGGUCGGGAUGCACUCGCAAAAGCAAUCUACAACAACCUCUUCGAGUGGAUCGUGUCAAGAGUCAAUGUUUCGAUGAAACCCCGCUCAGCAACAUCGCAAGUCAUUGGGAUUUUGGAUAUCUUUGGGUUCGAGAUCUUCGAGGACAACUCCUUCGAGCAGUUGUGCAUCAACUACGUCAAUGAGAAACUACAGCAGAUCUUCAUUGAAUUGACAUUAAAGACCGAGCAAGAGGAAUACGUUCGCGAACAGAUCAAAUGGACGCCUAUCAAAUAUUUCAACAACAAGAUUGUGUGCGACCUCAUUGAAGAACGCCGUCCCCCUGGCAUUUUUGCUGCUCUCAAUGACGCCUGCGCUACCGCUCAUGCGGACCCUGCCGCUGCGGACAACAGCUUUGUACAGCGCACUUCCAUGCUGUCGUCGAAUCCCCACUUCGAAGCACGAGGGGCACAGUUCUUGGUCCGCCACUAUGCUGGUGAUGUCAUGUAUAAUGUGUCUGGCAUGACAGACAAGAACAAAGAUUCCCUUAUCAAGGACUUGCUCGAUCUGGUUGCUUCUAGCACCAAUCAGUUCCUGCAGACACUGUUUCCAGAUCGCCCAGAUCCAAACAGCAAGAAGCGACCUCCAACAGCAGGAGACAGAAUCAAAGCUUCGGCUGGUGCGCUCGUCGACAAUCUGAUGAAGGCGAAACCAUCUUACAUUCGAACGAUCAAGCCCAACCAGAAUCGUAGUUCUUCAGAAUAUGACGUCAAGGCUAUCUUGCACCAGAUCAAGUAUCUUGGCUUGCAGGAAAACAUUCGUGUUCGUCGGGCCGGUUUUGCGUAUCGUAACACAUUCGAAAAGAUGGUGGAGCGGUUCUAUCUGCUCUCGCCCAACACUUCAUAUGCUGGCGAGUAUACCUGGCAAGGUGACUCGAAGUCGGGUUGUGAGCAGAUUCUGAAAGACACCGGAAUAGCAAAGGAUGAAUGGCAAAUGGGCGUAACCAAAGCGUUCAUCAAAAAUCCUGAAACUCUCUUCGCUCUCGAAACGAUGCGUGAUAAGUACUGGCACAACAUGGCAGCCCGUAUUCAGCGUGCUUUCAGGAACUACAUGCGCUAUAAGCAUGAAUGUGCACGACGUAUACAACGUUUCUGGAAGAAUAACAAGGAGGCGCUUGUUUAUGCUCAAGUUCGGGAUUAUGGGCAUCAAAUUCUUGGUGGAAGAAAGGAGCGAAGACGGUUCAGUCUGUUGUCCUAUCGGCGUUUUAUGGGCGAUUAUCUCGACAUCAAUGGCCGAAGUGCCCUCGGAGCAGAGAUCGCGAAUUCUUGUAACAUCGGCAACGACGAUGUUACCUUCAGCGGGAAAAUACAUAUCCUUGUCUCGAAAUUUGGCAGAUCAAGUAAACUUAGUCCUCGCUUCAUCGUCGUGACUCAAAAAGCCGUUCACAUCGUUAUCCUUCAAAGCAAAGAAGGCCAUGUACAGCACAUCCUGGAACGCAAGAUUCCACUGGUGACAAUCAAGAGCAUUGCGAUGUCUAACCUGAGAGAUGACUGGAUGUGCUUGAACGUGAAUGCUUCAGAAGAAGGCGACCCAGUUUUCAGUUGUUAUUUCAAAACGGAGCUUGCGGCCAACCUAAUGCAAUUGACACACGACAGUGUCACUCUGAACAUUGGACCUACAAUUGAUUAUGCGAAGAAGAAAGAGCAACGAGCACAGAUUACUGUGGUUCGAGACGAGACUAUCAAGAGGGACGACGUAUACAAAAGUCAUACUGUACGCGUGCCCUCUGGUGAACCUGCAGGUAGUCUGUCGCGACCUCCAGCCAAGCGAAAGGCAGGAGUCGUUCGACCCAUCACUCAGGGUAAGCUUUUAAAGGCGGGAGGUCCAUCCAAGCCUAGCGGCAAUAGAUCGAAGCCUACUGCCCGAGCUUUGCCCGGAAAGGUAGGCAUCCCUGCUGUUUCCCCUAUUUCUGCUGCUGCAUCCACACCAACACCAAAGCCGAAGCCGAAGCCCGCUCCCGCCAGCGUGGCACCAUCGAAUGGCUCAAGGCCGCCUCCCGCACCUCCCCGAAAUGUCGCACCUCCCCCGCCUCCUCCGCCUCCACCUGCUGUCCCAUCAGUGCCCAUGUAUCGUGCAAAAUUUGCAUUCGAAGGACAAGAGGGUGAAAUGUCGCUGAAGAAAGACGGCCUCGUUGAACUAGUCGAGAAGGACGAUAAUGGAUGGUGGUUAGUGAAGAAGGACGGCGUUGAAGGCUGGGCGCCAUACAAUUACCUUGAAUUAGAGCCACCCAAGGCGGCACCUGCACCACCCCCUCCUCCACGAGCCCGGGCACCACCCUCUACUCCUGUCGCAAAGCAAGCACCUGUCCCAACAGCCAAGGUUCCAUUGCAUUCAGUAACAGCGAACGCCUCAGCUAAGCCUGUUUCUGUCUUUCCCGGAAUGGCGGCGUCAAACGGGUCGGCAACUCCUUGGAAGAAACAAGCAUCGACUUCGGCCUCGACACCGGAUGACUCUCCUGGAAAUUCUAGGCCUUCAAGCGCGUUGGCUGGUAGAGCUCCUCCGCCUGUUGCCGCCAAACCCAAACCCCCCGUUGUAGCAUCAAAACCUGCUCCGAAAAUACCCGGAAAACCGCCGAUUCCGGUGGCUUCUAGACCGAACGUUGGUGCCCCUCCUCCUGUACGUUCGGGUGGUGUAUCCAAGGCUCCAGCUGGACUAGGAGGGCAAAUGGAUUUAGCGGCGGCUCUGGCUAAACGAGCUCAGAGGAUGACGGAGGACUGA